This is a messenger RNA of Beta vulgaris subsp. vulgaris (sugar beet), 4184 nucleotides long. Its product is annotated as probable disease resistance protein RF45. The record is from RefSeq and is a predicted model, not a curated record. Lineage: Eukaryota; Viridiplantae; Streptophyta; Magnoliopsida; Caryophyllales; Amaranthaceae. The transcript has 5 exons. Gene Ontology annotation, biological process: defense response to other organism. Bases 186 to 3626 code for a protein of 1146 amino acids. Gene Ontology annotation, molecular function: ADP binding.
AGUUAGGUGAAAAAUCAACGCAACUUUCUAAGAAACUUCCAUGAUUGUAGACUUCUCGAAAAAAAGUACCAACGACUCUUCCAGUCAACUGGUGAUAUUAAGUGAAGUAUCUCCAUCUCAUCUCGCCAAACUCCUCUAGCAUCCAUUAGCAGCCUCUUCUGGUGAAUGUAGGGACUAGCUGCAGUAUGGCGGCAUCUCUUGUAGCUUCUGCUAUUCAAUGGAUUGGGUCAUUGCUCAUCCAAGAGGCAAACAUGUUAUUGGAAGUGGCAGACCAAGUAAGGAACCUCCAAGAAGAGCUUGAACUUAUGCAGCAGUAUCUCCAAGAUGCUGAUGCAAAGCAAGAGAUGAAUAAGGAAAUUUGCACUUUGAUCAGGCAAAUUAGAAAACUUGCUUAUGAUGCUGAGGAUGUCAUAGAUACUUACAUACUUGAAGUUGAAGCAGAGGCUUAUAUUGUUGGUAGUAAAGGAUCAUUUAUGAGAUUUAUGUGCUUCCUGCAUACUGCACCUCAGGCUUACACGAUAGGGAAACAGAUACAAUUGAUGCAGAGUAAUGUAAAGCGAAUCACUGACAGGUUAAUAAGUUAUGGAGUAAGAAGAAUCACUAAGGUCAGUGAAGAUUUUCGAUCAUCAAGUGACUAUCAAAGAAAUUCAAGGCAAAAGCCGCGAAGCUAUCCCUAUGAUGAUGAUGGUGAGUUUAUUGUUGGUUUGGAGAAAGAUAUCAAACUUUUAGUAGAAGUAUUGAUGGGAGCAGGUAACAUUCAAAAAAAUAUUGUUACCAUUGUGGGAAUGGGUGGCUCAGGGAAAACCACCCUUGCUAGGAAGCUCUACAACCAUCCAUAUACUAAAGAAUGCUUUGAUUGCUGUGCAUGGGUUUAUAUUUCCCAAGAUUGGAACACCAGGCAUGUUCUAUCUGAAAUCUUAAGGAAGGUUAGUAGUCCUAUGGAGAUGUCCAACUUGAACUCCAAAUCAAGCGAGGAAGAGCUCGUGGACAAGGUUCGGAGCAUCUUGGAAAAGAAAUCUUAUUUAGUGGUAUUGGAUGAUGUUUGGAGGAAAGAGGCUCUAAAGGAAAUACUCCCUGCCCUCCCACGGGUGAACAAUAAUAAAGGAAGCAAAAUUAUUAUCACCACCCGAAACCAAGAAGUUGUUCAAUUUCAGAACCUCCAACGGCACCUAUAUAUCCAUGAGCCAAGGCCUCUAAGCAUGGAGGAAAGUUGGGAACUUUUCUGCAAGAUCGCUUUCAAUUAUCAUACAAAUUACAAUAAUGAAAGCUAUGAGGAUCUGGGUAAGGAAAUGCUCAAGAAAUGUGACGGGCUUCCCUUGGCUAUAGUAGCAUUAGCUGGAAUUCUGAAUGCAAAAAGAAGCAUCACGGAAUGGCAGCAAGUGAGUGAAGCGGUACGAUCAAGGGUGAUGGAAGGUACAUGCACACAUAUGUAUGGUAGAGUUGGGGAUAUGCUAGCUCUCAGCUAUGAUGAUCUCCCUUUUGAUCUCAAACCUUGCUUUCUUUAUCUGAGUGUAUUUCCGGAAGAUUGCCAAAUUCCUGCUGGAAUGUUAACCAGAAUGUGGAUAGCUGAGGGUCUCAUGGCUGAAACUGAAGAAAUGUCCCUAGAAGAUGUAGCAAUGCAGUGUUUAGAAGAAAUGAGCCACCGCUUCAUGAUUCAAGUAGUAAGAACCAAUUUCAAGGGAGCCAUCAAAGCGAUUCACUUGCACGAUCUAUUGCGUGAACUUUGUGUCAGAAAGGCCAGAGAAGAUAACUUUCUUCAGAUUUAUACUCUCCUCAACAACAAUUCUGCCGCUAAUGAUACAUCUACAACAGCAAUUCAGUCACGUAGGGCUGCUCUUCAUUCCAGCAUCUCUUUUCCAACACAAAUUUCCAGUUUGAGGUCGCUUGUACUAUUGACAAAAUCUACUGUCAUGCAUUCUGCCUAUAUUUCCAAAGAGACAUUAGAUUUGAGAAUUCUCCCUCACAAUUUCAAGUUACUUAGAUUGUUAAAUCUCUGGGGCAUUAAGACUUCUGAUAGAGCUUUGCCCACACAAAUUGGAAGUUUAAUACACUUAAGGUACCUUGGGAUCCGUGCUUCGAAUAUAACCAAACUCCCCAUGUCAAUUGGGAAUUUGAGAAAUCUAUUGACUUUAGACUACAGAAACGUUGAUUCUGAUAAUAAUAAUGUCAAGAUACCUAAUAUCUUGUGCAAGCUCAUGCUACUUCAGCAUCUAUUUUUGCCAAUAGAAUGUCCUUGGGAUCCUGAAGAACUACAAUUGAGUGCAUUGAAGAACCUGCAAGUACUCUGGGGAGUACAAUGUACAGGGGGAAAUUGGUUUUCAAGAGAGAUACCAAAGCUCAGCACUACUCUGAGGAAACUGAGGGUGGUUGUAUCAACCGAAAAGGAUUUGGAGUCUGCAUUCAGUUGCCCAAGCCUCAUGUCUGAUCGACUCCGUACAUUCCAUUGUGAGUGGAAAGUUGGCGUGGCAUUGCGUGUGAAUUGUAUGUUCUCUCACAAUCAAAACCUUCAUAAACUGGUAUUGGUUGGAAAAAUACGGGUGGAGAAACUGUCUCUCAUAUUGCCGUCUAAUCUUUUGAUUUUAGAAUUGAAGGAUAGUGUUCUGGAGGACGAGGAUCCCAUGGAAGUUGCUGGAACAUUAGCCCAUUUGAAGCUCCUAAGACUCUCAAAUUCAUACAUGGGAGCUGCAUUAACUUGCAACCUUAGUUCUUUUCCUCAGCUUGAGGAGCUCUACCUUGAGAAUCUUCAAAACUUGAGCACAUGGAGGAUAGAGAAGGGAGCGAUGUCAAGUCUUAAGAAACUUGAGAUUGUAAGCUGUAGAAAGCUGCAACACUUUCCUCAAGGCUUGGCAUUUGUCACCACCCUCCAACAACUUGAAUUUUUUGGAGUUUCUGGAAAAUUCGGCGAACAAGCUAGGGCCUAUGGGUGGUCACAGAGGCUUAGGCUGCCUCAUAACUUUGAAGCCAUCAUUGAGCAGAGUGACACUCCGGUUGACAUGUCCUCCAUCCACAGGCUCUAUGAGCAGCUCACUAAUGGCAUUUUUCUGAAAAACAAAACGAAGAAGUUCUGGGUCGUGAAGCAAGAGGACCACCAAUAUAAUUGCUUCAUGGUGUAUGUGACUAACCUCUUUGUUGCGACAGAACAUGAUAUUGAUGGUCUUCCAGAGUGGAAUACCAUACAUGAUAUGAAUGAAGAUGAUAUAUGGACUACCCUUAUGCGUGACUGGGAAUGGAGUGAUGUAGAAGAAAGCAGAGAUGGUUCAUUGAUCAAAGUGGCGAAACUAAAAUCUGAAGUACUCGUGCUUGAUGUGCAUGGAAGAUUCAACAUCGCUGAUCUCUCACCGCAUGUCAUGUACUCAUUCUCUUUUGUGGUCAUGUUAGAUGACUCAUUCGUCGAUGAUGUGUCUGUUAGAACUCAAAUUCACCUCCCUGAUGGCAGUUCACAACAGCUGGGACGCCCCUCGCUGAAUGACAAACCAAGGAAUGAAUGGAUAAAAAUCUCCAUAGGUGAAUUUGAGACACACCCUAACAAUAUUGGUGAGGCCGAAUUUUACUUGCAUUUUAAAUGGCGACAGUAUUCAAAGGUUGGGUUUAAAAUCAGAGCGGCUAUUAUUGAACCCAAACUCUAAUCCUCCAUCAAGUUUAAGGCCUGGUUUUCCUGGUUGUCAAUGUAUGUUGCAAGAACGCGGAUGAAUGGAUCAAACAAUGAUGGGAGGAAAUACGUUGAGAUCUGGCUCACCCGAGCUUGUGUUCAGCUGCAAACGAAAGCCGCAGCAGAUCAAGAGCCAAGGUUUGCUGUCAUAAGCAGGGCUUGUUGUCAAAAGAUAUCACUUCACAUUUGUAAUUCUUAAAAUUGUAAGAGAUAGACUCUUGGAUUAACAAGGAUGAACAUCAUGCUUCUAGUGUAAAAUAUAAUCAAAGGGAAGUAUCUUAGACUUGUAGAAAUUUUCUGGUUUAUCAUAUAUCUUCAAAAUGUCUUAACUCUUUUUUUUUUAUAGUUCUUACAUAUCUAUAGUUAAACUUUAUUAAGUUUGCUAGCUACAACUGGUGACGAUGAUUUUGGUGAGUUGUUGCUGGAGGGAGAGACAAACAAGGGUAUGGUGAAGGUGGUACUAAUUAGUGUUACACUUAUAAUAAGUAACAACUUGAUACUUCUUUCAUGUAUAAAUAAACUUCUUGUUAUAGUC